AUGAUCUUUGCUGGUCGCGGGGCGGUACUCCGCUCAAGACUGUGGCCGGCACUGGGUGGCCGGCAUUUCAGCGCAGCAAGAACUGCCAGCAGGUAUGUUGCCAGAGGGACACUAGUUGGUUUGGUGGUUGGAUCUUCGACUUCCACCUGGUUCCUGUCACAGGCAGUCUGGGUAGCCUUGGAUGAUGCCGUUGGAAACAACAAGUCGACCUGGUAUGAGUUCUACUGGCUAUGCUGCAAAGACACUGCGCUAUACUGCUGGAUUGCAAUGCAAUUGCAGGCCCGGCAAGCCUGGCUUCAGUUGAACGGCGAGUCCAGUGAUCCGAUGGAGACGCCAAGUCUCAGAGAACAACUGAAGGACAGAGCCAAGUCCAUGCUCUUUCAGGACGUUUCGGCUGAUGUCUCUGCAUCCCUGCCACCUUCGGCCCCAGUCGAAGUGGACAAAGUAACUUCAGAGAAGUUGAAGGCUGUCGAGUCACAGCUUGAAACACUUCAAGCGGCAUUGGAGUCCAAAGAGCAGGAGCUUUCAGCGGCGAAAGCUGAGGAUGCAGCAGCAUCACAGGCUUCAAGCCAAGAACAGAUUGAUGAAUUGCAAAAGGAAGUCUCCAUACGACGGAAGAUGUUGGAGGAGAUUUCUGCAGCCAAGAACCUUUGUCAUCAGAUUAAGCUCUUGGAAGAGGUGAAGGAACUAAAGGAGAAACUGGCACAGCAGGAGCUGGAUCUUCAACGCAGCAAGGAGGUGGAAAGACAAAGAUCUCGGGAACUCUUGAAAGUUCAGGAAGACCUGGAGCAAUCACGACAAGCCUUGACUGGCAUGCGAACGAAGCUGGAGAAAGCAGAUGCGGACCUGGAGAAAAACAGGGCCAAAGAGUCGCAGAAGGAACGCGAGAUUCACCAGUUGGAGAAGACUGUCCACCAGCACAAGGUGGAGAUACAUACCUUGAAAGAUAAAGAGGCAGCUAAGGCUGAAGAAGUCAGCAAGAUGAAGAAAGAGGAGAUUUUGAAGAUGAAGGAGAUUGACACUUUACAGCGGCAGAUCCGAGAGAAAGCCUCGUUGACUUCUGAUUUGACUACGAAAGUGGCGAAACAGACCAAGGAACUGGUGGAUCUGAAGGCGUCACUUGAUGAGCAUGUGCAACGAGCGUCUUCAGCAGCUGAAGAUCUUGUCACUGCCAGGAAGACACUUGAAGACAAGGAGGCCGAAGUGAGCACCUUAGGAGCUCAGUGUGUCGAGUUGGAAGCUGCCAAAGCUCAGCAGCUGCAACAGAUCUCGGAGCUCCAAAGUGCUGCGGCGCAGCAGCAGCUUGAGGGCGAGAAGCUGCAAGGACAAGUGUUGCUUCUUGAAGCAGAAGAUGAUAUGAAAUCCAAGCGAAUCUCAGAGAUCCAGGAUGUUCUUGCAGAAAAGAUGCAGGAUCUGGAUGUUUUGAAGAUGGAACUGAGGCAAAAAGAGGAGGAGUUAGAAGAUCUUCAGCAACAAAUGAGUAGACUUCGGCAGAUCGACGCUCAAAAGAUUCAGCAGCUAGAGGAGCUGCAGAAAUGGAAGAGAGAAUGUGAGGAAACCAAACAAAGACUUUUGAGUGGCAAGCUGUCAAAAGUGAAGCUGGAUUUGUAGAUGGUGCAUCGGAAAGUCAUGAGACUCUCCCUGGUGAACCUUCUGUGAACCUUCAGUGAACGUUCGGUGAACCUUCGGUGAACCUUGCGUUGGUUCAAUCGCCGGAGAAUGAGCAUUGCCCGGUAUCUUUUUGGAGACCCAUCCUGACCCAACGAGGAAAGGCUGCUGGCAUUUUUGCCUCUAGCCUUUUUCUGUACAAGAAACUGAGCAGUGAUGAGCAGUGCUUCAAGAAUUUGUAGCAAUGUGAUUGUCUUUUGCUUUCCUUUCCGACAGGAUCGGCUCAAGAUGGUUCGAUAUAAGUUUGCUCCAAAAGC
Messenger RNA from Cladocopium goreaui, 1925 nucleotides. The record is from the annotation of a GenBank genome assembly. NCBI's taxonomy places the organism in Eukaryota, Dinophyceae, Suessiales, Symbiodiniaceae.